UUGGCUGAGGAAAGUGACCGUGUGCAAAUAACGUGGCGUUCCAGCUCCUGAUUGGCUAGCGCUAGGAAAGGAGCGGGGUUAGUGGGCCGUGACGGUGUGCGGAUGGCCCAAUGGCUCGUCAGCAGUGGCCAAUCGUGACGGUAAGGGUGAGGACGAGAGAAAGCGCAGGCCAGUGGGCGGGGCUGUCGAUGGCUGGGGUGCGGUGCAGCAAGCGGCUGACCGGGGUGAUAGUAGAUCUGACGGACGUGUAGGUGGGGCGGCGGCGCCCUUGGGCCGCGGCACGGCGGCUGGAGGAUGGGCACCCAGGGAAGCCCAGUGAAGAGCUACGACUAUCUGCUCAAGUUCCUGCUGGUCGGCGACAGCGACGUGGGCAAGGGUGAGAUCUUGGAAAGCCUUCAGGACGGCGCGGCCGAGUCCCCGUACGCCUACAGCAACGGAAUUGACUACAAGACAACUACCAUCCUGCUGGACGGCCGACGUGUCAAGCUGGAGCUCUGGGACACGUCGGGCCAGGGCAGGUUCUGUACCAUCUUCAGGUCCUACUCCAGGGGUGCACAGGGCAUCCUCCUGGUAUAUGACAUUACCAACCGCUGGUCCUUUGAUGGCAUUGACCGAUGGAUCAAGGAGAUCGAUGAGCACGCACCUGGGGUUCCUCGGAUCCUGGUUGGGAACCGGCUGCACCUCGCCUUCAAGCGGCAAGUGCCAACAGAGCAGGCUCGUGCCUAUGCAGAGAAGAACUGCAUGACCUUCUUUGAGGUCAGCCCCCUGUGCAACUUCAACGUCAUCGAGUCCUUCACGGAGCUCUCUCGCAUCGUGCUCAUGCGGCACGGGAUGGAGAAGAUCUGGAGGCCCAAUCGAGUGUUCAGCUUGCAGGAUCUCUGCUGCCGUGCCAUCGUCUCCUGCACCCCUGUGCAUCUCAUCGACAAGCUUCCACUGCCUGUCACUAUCAAGAGCCACCUCAAGUCCUUCUCGAUGGCAAACGGCAUGAAUGCUGUCAUGAUGCAUGGCCGUUCCUACUCUCUGGCCAGCGGGGCUGGGGGCAGCAGCAGCAAAGGCAACAGCCUUAAGCGUUCCAAGUCUAUCCGUCCCCCUCAGAGCCCUCCCCAGAACUGCUCUCGAAGCAACUGCAAGAUCUCCUAGCAGAGCCAGUGGGCAUCACCUGUGCAGACUCUGGGAGGCUCACUGGGGCACUCCUGACCAGACAGUAGGCCCUACUGUGUGUAUGAAGACUUGGCCACACAGCCCUGCCUAGGAAGCGCCAGGUUUCCUCCACACCUGAGCUGAGUAGAGGGAAGGAGCGUGUAGGAGAACACGCUCUGUAGACUGCCAGAAGGGCCUGUGGGCAGCUGGGCUGCUGGUGCUACAGGGCCCUGAUCUGAACCAACCUCCGAUUUCACAGCUACCUGGGAUUGGUCCAGGAAGGACCCUAGAUCCCAUCUUAUUUAUACAGAGAACAUUUCACCCAUUUUGUAUUUUAAAGGGCGGUCAGGGAAGCCUGGAUGCAACCAUGUGGGGCACAGGGUCACAUCAACCAUGGGGCAAGUUCCACAUGUUUAGGGAAGGAGGGAUUUAUGGCAGUGGUGAAAAGAAUGGGCAAAGCUGGAUUUUUUUGGAUUUGUAUACACUUUGCCUGGGGUGUGGGAGGUACAUAGCAGCCAGUGGGAGAACAGAUGGGCAAGGGCACCCUCCAGAAGCUCCUGGCAGAUAUCUUGGCCCCAGCUUCAUUUUUAACCAGGGUGGUCAAUGUGCUACAGGCAAGAAUGUAGCUCCUGCCAACCCUCUGUGGAUGUCAUCCCUGUACAUUGGAGCACCUGCAACUCAGGAGAGAGAGAAAGUGGGGCACACCCCAAUCUUUUCCACUUUAUAGGUCCCUCCCACCCGUGACUUGACAACUUCGGUGAUGUUUACUAUACAGACUCAGAUCAGCACCUCCAGGUUGAGAAUGCAGAGCUGUUUGCAGACUUGUAAGAUGGGGCCACACCCUGCGCUCCUCUGGUGGUGUCUGGGACACUGGACACCUCUUUCCAGCCUCUUGCUCUUGGCACCUUGUGCUCAUGGACCUCAGCUGUGUUCCUGUAGCUGCUCCUUGCCUGACAUGGCCCUUCUGCCCAGGAGCUCACAUAUCAUUGGAACUUCUUUGGCCUGUUUCUUAGAGUUACAGCCUGGGACAGCAGCCUCAUCUGCUCUGUGGGGUGCAGAGAUAGACACUAAGCCCUCUCAAAGACCCAUCUGCCAGCCCCUAUGCUGGAACACAGCAGGGUCUGGUCAUCUUGCCCAUCUUGAAGCCAUGGACAAAUCCUCUACAGUGCUGCACCUACUCCUUUGUGCCCUGGGCAGACCUCUCCAUGAGGACAUCACCCUCUGACUACUCCCCUGAUGACAAAGCCCUCCAUUACACUGGUGCUCAACUCUUCUUCCUGCCCUAUGGCCCAUGGCCACAGCAGGAGCCCUCCCCUGGCCUUGGCCCUCUCACCCAGGACCCUCAUAGUGCAUGUGUCCUGAGAUGGCUCUCCUGUGGGUGGACAAUACAGCACUAUGGCAUACUGUUCUGUAAAGUGAGUCAUGCCACCAGGAAGAGGGUUGUGGCUGUGUGAGCUGCCUGACACCAAUGGCUCCCUGGGCCUGAGGCUGACCACAAGCAGGUUGGACAGAGGCAUCCCACCCACUGGACUUUACCUUUCCCCUACCCACCUGCUCCCAGCAAGGGUCCUGUCUUUGGAAUCAUGAACAAAAUCACACAGACUUUGUUUUGAGGACCUGCAUAGUCCCUUGUGCACGGUAUGAACACUACCCUGCUGCUGUUGGAUUCCAUCAUUCCUGGGUUCUUUGAACUGUUCUUAUUUCAUUGUACAGUAAAUAUAAUUCAGCUGUGA
Molecule: messenger RNA, 2873 nt
Organism: Heterocephalus glaber (naked mole-rat)
Lineage: Eukaryota; Metazoa; Chordata; Mammalia; Rodentia; Bathyergidae
Source: RefSeq, a predicted model, not a curated record